AUGCAGAUGAGUAUGCAGUGCAAUCGUUCUGUUAGACAGAAAGUGACCCAAUUUGACCUGUGGCGAUUGCGCAAUGAGUCCGGCCUGCUUGCAUGGCAGGCGAAGGAGGUCGAGGAACUCUCUGCCCUGAUACAGCACCGAAUCCACGUGUUACAGAAUCCCGCUGACUGUAAAUCUUCCAAGAAAAUCAUCUGCCGUCUUCCUGUCCAGCUGAAGAGGCGAGGAAUAGGCAGUCAACUUCACCACCUGAGCUACUGCUUCCUUGCCGCUUACGGGAUGCAGAGAACGCUGAUCAUUGACAGCAGUGAAGCGGUAGGGACGGGCUUUGCCAUGGACCCCUACUUCCUCCCUCUCAGUGAAACCUGUGUCCAUGCAAAUGGGACUGCUGCCAAGUGGCCAGGUGAGAUCUCAAGGAGCCAGUCUGAAGAAUACUCAGGACAAGACAUAUACCUGACUUCUCCGUGCAGAGCGAACACCCCCGUCGUGCAAUUCCCCAGCGUGGACCGCUUCGUCCCGCGGCCCAGGUACUUCCCGAGGUCCGUCCCGAAGGACAUCGCUCGGCGCCUCAUGAGCGCCCACAGCGACCCCUUCGCCUGGUGGAUGGGGCAAUUCUUCAAGUACGCCUUGAGGAUGACCAGCGCAUUCCGGGAGCACGUGGAGAGGCUCGGCGCGCGCCUGGGCUACGAGGGCCCCAUCGUCGGGUGGGUCUGCGCGGCGAAGCGCGGAUGCCACUCCGCCAGUGCUUCUGUGUGGUCCUUAUGA
This is a messenger RNA of Penaeus chinensis, 762 nucleotides long. Its product is annotated as alpha-(1,6)-fucosyltransferase-like. Gene Ontology annotation, molecular function: alpha-(1->6)-fucosyltransferase activity. Gene Ontology annotation, biological process: protein N-linked glycosylation. The transcript is spliced from 5 exons. Bases 1 to 762 code for a protein of 253 amino acids. Lineage: Eukaryota; Metazoa; Arthropoda; Malacostraca; Decapoda; Penaeidae. The record is from RefSeq and is a predicted model, not a curated record.